AUGUGUAAGCGCAACCUCAUGCCAAGCCUGCUGCUGGAGCGCGCGGCGCGGCGCCUGCCGACAGACCAUACGGCGGCGGCGUACCCGUCCAACAGGGUGUGGGUCGAGGACAAGGAGUCGUUCCCGCGGAUGCUGCGGCGUGCCGGGUACGCGGUCGAGGAGGCGGUGGUGGUGCUAGGCGGGAUCUCGGGCCGCGGUGACGUCGAGUACGGGGCGGGGCGGGUACGGGGCGGGGCGGGUGGACGAGCUGUUCGAGCAGGCCGCGCGGUCGUCCCUCACGGCUGGGCUGGCCGUCGACGCGUGGGUGGAGAAGGUGAGGCCGCUGUUUCGCGAGGAGUGGGACAAGGCCGCGGUUGGCGGGAAGGUGGAGAGUGUCGAUGCUGUCUAUGUCUACCUUGCUAG
Gaeumannomyces tritici R3-111a-1 is the source of this 402-nucleotide messenger RNA. RefSeq lists its product as hypothetical. The transcript has a single exon. The record is from RefSeq and is a predicted model, not a curated record. Bases 1 to 402 code for a protein of 133 amino acids. NCBI's taxonomy places the organism in Eukaryota, Fungi, Ascomycota, Sordariomycetes, Magnaporthales, Magnaporthaceae.